GGGCAAGGUCCCGGCGGUCGCUUUCUUAUCUGCGGAGCCCUGGGGCUGCGCCCGUUCCUGGGCCUCCCGCCGCCCCUCUUCAACUGUAAAGACCACUUUAGUGCCGCCGACAUCCACGGAGCGCCUUCGAGUGAAGGGCCUGGGCAGGCCGCUGAGUACUCGUGUGUAGAUUGGUGGUAGGGCUGUUUGUGCCGCCUCCAGGCUCCAGAAUCCUAUUCUAAGAACUUGGACACUCAGGCAUCCACCAUGGUAUUGGGUCCUGAACAGAAGAUGCCGGAUGAUGAUGCUUCUGGAGACCAUGGGGACUCUGCCAGCCUUGGUACCCUCAACCCUGCCUAUAGUAGCUCGUCUCUUUCCCAAUCCACUGGGCACUCCCAGGAGCCCUUCACCACCUAUUUUGAUGAGAAAAUCGCCAUUCCUGAAGAGGAGUAUUCUUGUUUUAGCUUUCGUAAACUCUGGGCUUUCACGGGACCGGGCUUUCUUAUGAGUAUUGCCUACUUGGAUCCAGGAAACAUUGAGUCUGAUUUGCAGUCUGGAGCAGUGGCCGGAUUUAAGUUGCUCUGGGUACUUCUGUUGGCCACCAUUGUGGGGCUCCUGCUCCAGCGCCUCGCAGCUAGACUGGGAGUGGUCACGGGGCUACAUCUUGCUGAAGUGUGUCACCGUCAGUAUCCCAGGGUCCCACGAAUUAUCCUAUGGCUGAUGGUGGAGUUGGCUAUCAUUGGCUCAGAUAUGCAAGAAGUUAUUGGCUCAGCCAUUGCCAUCAAUCUCCUGUCUGUAGGAAGGGUUCCACUGUGGGGUGGAGUUCUCAUCACCAUUGCAGAUACCUUUGUAUUUCUCUUUUUGGACAAAUACGGCUUGCGGAAGCUAGAAGCAUUUUUUGGCUUUCUCAUCACUAUUAUGGCUCUCACAUUUGGAUAUGAGUAUGUUACAGUGAAACCCAGCCAGAGCCAGGUACUCAAGGGCAUGUUCCUGCCAUCCUGUCCAGGCUGUCACACCCCACAGAUCGAGCAGGCUGUGGGCAUCGUGGGAGCUGUCAUCAUGCCACACAAUAUGUACCUGCAUUCUGCCUUAGUCAAGUCCAGACAGGUAAACCGAGCCAAUAAGCAGGAGGUACGAGAAGCUAAUAAGUACUUUUUCAUUGAAUCCUGCAUCGCCCUCUUUGUUUCCUUCAUCAUCAACGUCUUUGUCGUCUCCGUCUUUGCCGAAGCAUUUUUUGAAAAAACCAACGACCAGGUGGUUGCAGUCUGUAGAAACACCAGCAGUCCCCACACCAGCCUCUUCCCUGACGAUAACUCGACCCUGGCUGUGGACAUCUAUAAAGGGGGUGUCGUGCUGGGGUGCUACUUUGGGCCUGCUGCACUCUACAUCUGGGCAGUGGGGAUCCUUGCUGCAGGCCAGAGCUCCACCAUGACUGGAACCUAUUCUGGCCAGUUCGUCAUGGAGGGAUUCCUGAACCUAAAAUGGUCACGCUUUGCCCGAGUGAUUCUGACCCGCUCUAUUGCCAUCAUCCCCACUCUGCUUGUUGCCGUCUUCCAGGAUGUAGAGCAUCUAACAGGGAUGAAUGACUUCCUGAAUGUUCUGCAGAGCUUACAGCUUCCCUUUGCUCUGAUACCCAUCCUCACAUUUACGAGCUUGCGGCCAGUAAUGAAUGACUUUGCCAAUGGAAUAGGCUGGAGGAUUGCAGGCGGGAUCUUGGUCCUUAUCGUCUGUUCCAUCAACAUGUACUUUGUCAUGGUUUAUGUCCGGGAACUAGGGCAUGUGGCAUUGUAUGUGGUAGCUGCUCUGGCCAGUGUGGCUUAUCUGAGCUUUGUCUUAUACUUGGGUUGGCAGUGUUUGAUUGCACUGGGCAUGUCCUUCCUGGACUGUGCGCAUACGUACCAUCUGGGAUUGACAGCUCAGCCUGAACUCUACCUUCUGAACACCGUGGAUGCUGACUCACUUGUGUCUAGAUGACUGACAGCCUGAGAGACUGUUUCAGAACCACUUUGUCUUAGCCCUUUUGUGCCAGGUGUCCUGUUAACAUAUCUCUGUUAGUUCAGAGGUGAGUUUUGUUCAGAUGUUUUGAACAAAAGUCAAAGAUUUCCUCAUGGGAAGGGUGUUAAAAGCUGACAGCUCUAAGUGUAGGACAGAGACCCACCCACCUCACAAUAGUCCUACGAUCUCCAGAGUUAAAUGAUUGGCCCAUGGCGGCCACACACCCCUAUGGGCUUGUGUCUUGACUUCUGGAAUUUUAAAAAUAUAUAUGUGUAUGUAUUUAUGUAAACCUGAACACGUCAGUUUGGGUAGAGUUUUAAGGUUAUAUGAAAUUGAUAGGUCUUAUUUUUUUAAAAGCUACAGGUAAAUUGGAUAUUUUUUUGCUCUGGGUCAUAAGUGAGAAAGGAAAGAGAGGAAUGCUCUUUUUCAGAAUGAUCUAGUCAAAUUGACUUAACCUUUUAAAGUGACACUUGACUAUGGCUAGUUAAAUUCGAUUUCAGUUUUAACCAGGUCCUUAGCAACUACUUGCGACCAGCCCGUCAUUUCUAAGGAAAACGAUUCUUUUCAGCAGAUUUAUCCUGGUUAUUGUGUGCUUUAUAAUUAUUAUUCUCUGUUGCUUUUCUUAAAAUCUUUUCAGAUGUGUGGUGGUAUUUCCCAAAGAGCUUAAUACCUUAUCAUAAGAUUCAGAAACCAUACUCUCACCAACGAUUGGUUUUCCAUGAAACAUUAUAACUCAGCCUAUUCUAGCAUUUAAGCUUUAGGUGUAAAAAAAGAAACUUUCUUCUUCUUUUUUUUUUUUUAAAGAAGAAACUUCUAACAUUUAACUUUGUAAGUCCCAACAGAAGAUGAUUGAGGUUGUUUUCUUUCUAAUGUUUGUAGAGCCCUACCAUGUCUUUUCUUCCCAUUUCUCCCAUUAAACUUCCACAAACACCAUUUCUAGGUCCAAGGUCUAUUUCCAGGUUUUCAGGAAUGGUCAAUAUGUCUAAUGUUGAAUUUCCUUGAAUGCUAAGCAUUUUAUUUUAAGAUGUUUAUACCCACUAAUAUGAGAGCAGAACUAGACCAGGACUUGGAUGGCUAGUUCUCGUGUCAUAAACUGCCUGCCUUUUUUUGUUUUUUUGACUCCUGUUCUUAACCAGGACUUUUUUCCUUAAGAUUUUUUAAAUAAAAAAGUUAAUAUUUAAAAAUUG
Hyaena hyaena (striped hyena) is the source of this 3161-nucleotide messenger RNA. RefSeq names its product solute carrier family 11 member 2 (gene SLC11A2). The transcript has 17 exons. Gene Ontology annotation, cellular component: plasma membrane. Bases 247 to 1953 code for a protein of 568 amino acids. The record is from RefSeq and is a predicted model, not a curated record. Gene Ontology annotation, molecular function: iron ion transmembrane transporter activity; manganese ion transmembrane transporter activity; cadmium ion transmembrane transporter activity. Gene Ontology annotation, biological process: metal ion transport. NCBI's taxonomy places the organism in Eukaryota, Metazoa, Chordata, Mammalia, Carnivora, Hyaenidae.